This is a messenger RNA of Heterobasidion irregulare TC 32-1, 1599 nucleotides long. RefSeq lists its product as uncharacterized. The coding region runs from base 1 to 1599 and encodes 532 amino acids. The record is from RefSeq and is a predicted model, not a curated record. The transcript has 2 exons. Lineage: Eukaryota; Fungi; Basidiomycota; Agaricomycetes; Russulales; Bondarzewiaceae.
AUGACAACCUCUCGAACUACUCAAUCUCAAGGAUGGACCGACAGAUUCGAACACAUUCUUUUACACUCUCUCCCCAUUCGCGGAACCGGCGGGAGCAAGAACAAUAUCAACGUCAAUCCCCAUGCAACGCUCCCGCCCGGGCAUCUCUGGCGGUCCAUGUUCUAUCACACGGUCUAUCACGAGAUGCAAGCGGGGCAACACAAGGGUCGCAGGUACUUGAGGAUCCACUAUCCUGGCCUUGAUGCAGUGUCGGUGUAUGAAUACCCCCCAAUGGAGGAGCUGACAUUCGAGACGGCAUUUGGGAGAGGGGAGGGGAACGGGGGGCUGGGGUGCGAUUUACUGAUGGAGAAGCUCAGGACAAAGCUGUUUUAUCUCCCCGCGUCGGCGUGCACUUCCUUCGUCAUUGGGCACGUCAUGCAAGCCUUCAUUCAUUCUCCUCAAUAUCUCGCUAGGGCUCUGCGGAAUGGCUCUGCCGGCUGCCGGCCUUUUGAUCUGAGCGUCAACCCACAAUGCGAAUAUCUGGCCACGUUCAGGCCUCCGGACUCUGUAGAUACUGGGUCUGGACCGGCUUCUUGUGCUAUGCCCCUCUCUUCUGAACCUGGCGCGUCGUCUCGGAGCGUUCCUAAGUCUGUCCUUUUCAACCUAGUCGCCGGCCUGUUCAAAGCGCCCACGGAUCUUAAAGCCCAUUUGCUAGAAGAAUACAGAGCCGAUAUGGAUGUCGCGUUUCGAGAUUCGGUCCUUCAGCCGUUGAAGCAUGCGCCCAAAGCUGCAGACGCGUGGGCAGGACCCACGAUGCGUCGGACAGCAGGUGCCCACGUGAAUGAAAAGGCUCAGGGCGAGGUCCCCAUCUCGGUCGAUGUGACAGAAUCGGCGUUCGGGGAACUGGAGGCCCUGAAUGCUGCAGGCGGUAUCUCUGGAGUCUCGAUCUCUUUGUCAGACUCGAGCAGCACCUCUGGGAUCUUCUCGACGGCGCCUUCUAGUCCGCUUACCAAGGUGAUUGAAAACAAGGUAUCUCCAACUAUUAGCCUAGCUCUCAAGAUCAAGGAACUCUUCGCCACUUCGCCUGCUCCAGUUGGACUCUCGCCCGAUACACCUGUCCUUGGGCCCAAGCGAGUGGACGACCUGUUUUCCGAGGGGUCUUGCGUUCAGCCUAGCGAUCUCGAACCUGAUGGCCAGCUCCUUUCUCCCGAGUCGAGCUCUUUUCCUGGGACGUCCAUGUCGUUCUCGCUCCCCCGCUUUCCUUAUCCUGGGAAAACCAGGCGAUCUAGAGCUAGGGUCUCAUCUCACCAUUCCCUGAAGUCGCCUACGCCGAAGAGUUCGCCGUCCGCGGACGAUCCAACUAUGCCCUUCGCCGAGAACGAGCCGAACAUCGACUUUCAUCGAUCGGCGUCGCAGUUGAAGAAAGGCAAACGAUCAUCUUGGGCCGCCGGCACGAAUGUCGUCAGCAUUGGCAAAGUCUUGGCUGUCGCGAAGGAUAUCGACUCGAAGAACAGCCUUGCUGGCGCUUCUGGAAGGGCAGAAGGCAGCGCAAAGGAGAACCUCAGGCCGACGAGAUUCGCAUAUCCUCCCGGAUCUGCUUGGACUUCGUCGAGGGUCUGA